AUGCAAAGAAUUCAAAGUUGGUUCGACCAGCUGACACUCGGACGUCAGUCACGUCGCAUUUCACGGCGCCGUCGAAAUCAUUCUCGACAGCCAGACGAUCCUCGGAAGGCUUCGUCUCCUUCCGUUGUACCUAUGUCUUCGAAACGAAUUGCUCAGCCUACAAGAGCCGCCUCUCAUAGUGUCGUUCGGCAUUCCAGAGAUGAGCUUAAACCACUACCAGUAAGCAUCGCGUUCCCACCGCCACCGAUAUCGAUGCCUCCUCCAAUGAUAGUGUCAACAUCUUCCAGUUCCAGUAAUGGAUCGUUUCCGAGACGAAAUAGAAUUCGCACCAAUCCAUGGAUAGGGGAGAACAAAAUGUGGGAGAGCAUGACAAGCAGCAUGGGAAGAACCACAAAUUUUGAGUCAAGUGGAAAGAAGAGAGCUCCGGCGCUUUGUGUUGUCAGUCCGGAUACUAGUAUGUGCAGUUCAGGAUACGCAUCUCAUGAUUCCAGUCCCGACACUUCAAUGGUCUGGUCGAAUAGUGCAGAUUGGCAGAAACAUUAUGACAAUGGAAAUAAUAUAUAUCACGAACUAAUGAGUGCGUCUUCUUAUCACUCUGUCUGUCCAACUCCAAGUCCUAAACACGAAAGAGCUGAAUCUCCAAUUUACUCUGAACCAUGGACAUCAGCCACUGGUCCAAUGGUAGUCAGAAACAGAACGUAUCGUCCCGCAUCCCCAGUUUAUGCUCAACCAUUCUCCGAGAAUUAUCAUAGGGUCUCGCCACGAAGGAAUUUCAAAGAGAUGACAGAUGAUGAGUUGGCAAGAGACGAAUUCCUUCAUGAGCUUGAUCAGCAGAUCCAUGAGUUGCAGAUGCGCUCCGAGGAACUCCGAGAAAUGGUCGAUCGAGCACGCCUUCAACGGAAAGAAUUCAUCAUUCCAAAAAUGGAAUGCACUUUCGAACUGGCUAUUUGA
This is a messenger RNA of Caenorhabditis briggsae, 951 nucleotides long. The transcript is spliced from 7 exons. Lineage: Eukaryota; Metazoa; Nematoda; Chromadorea; Rhabditida; Rhabditidae. Bases 1 to 951 code for a protein of 316 amino acids. The record is from RefSeq and is a predicted model, not a curated record.